Messenger RNA from Hypanus sabinus (Atlantic stingray), 633 nucleotides. RefSeq names its product pinhead (gene pnhd). The record is from RefSeq and is a predicted model, not a curated record. NCBI's taxonomy places the organism in Eukaryota, Metazoa, Chordata, Chondrichthyes, Myliobatiformes, Dasyatidae.
AUGGACCAAUAUGUCAGAACGGGAGUGGGAAUCCGAACUAAAACGGUUUGCCACCGGGAAACCUCGCUUGUGGUGAAUGGUGUAGAGGUGCCUGACAAAGUGGUACCCCAAUUUACAAUGGGUCUCACCAAUGCAGAGGAGGCUGCAACAGGAGCUGAUCCCAGCAGAUUUGCACAUAAAGAGUUGCCCCACUUGGAAAGACUGUUAGGGGCCCUGAAUGGAGCUCCCUGUGGGUGGAGUUUGAGAUGUGUACCCACUGAAUUUGAAUCAGUUGUGCUGGACAGCCCACAUGGUUUGGAGUUUAUUCAGACCGUGCAAUCAUGCGAGGUGCGAGAGAAUUGCUACAGACCGCCCCAUGUGGAGUAUUACUAUGUGAUCACCACUAACUCCAGGGGUGAGAAGGAAGAGGAGCUCAAGGAAAUCGAUGUUGGCAGAUGUUCGGGAGUGUGUACUGCAGGAAGUGGACGUCUCCGAAGGGACAGUCGUAAUAAAGGUCAAUGUGUGGCUUGGGAAGGCGACUCAUCCAAUGGCUGCUCUCCUCAGGAGUAUGAAAUUCAUGCAAUCAUGAACAGACAGAAAAUCAGGAACAUCUACACCAUCAAAUCCUGUAAGUGCGACUGGACAACUUCAUGA